AUGAAGGUCUACACGCCCCAAAUCUCCUGGCACAAUCGUCACUCCCUUCUCAGCGUUGACAUUCAAAAUCGACCAUUCGGCGGCGGCGGGCAAGAAGAUCCGCAACAGCCGCAGCAACAGUUGAGAUACCGCCUUGCCACCGGCGGCAAUGACUCUCGUGUCAACAUCUUCCGAGUCGCCUUCAACAGCUCCGAGCGGACCGAGGAGGCGGCUGUCGUCCCAAACAAACCUCGGGUCAACGUCGAGUGCCUGGCGGAGCUGACCAGUCACCAGCGCCCGGUCAACAUUGUCCGCUUUUCGCCGAACCUAGAGGAUAACUACCUCGCCGCCGGCGACGAUGACUCGCUCAUCUUCAUCUGGAAGCUCUACGAGGCGGUGAAGGAGGAUGGUGGUGGACUGCUGGAGACGAGCUCGACAAACGCCGACGGCAGUAAAGGACUGGAAACAGCGCAGCAAAACGGCGAUGCUGGGGGGAACAUGCUGGAGGACGUCAUCGCCGAGGAGACCUGGAAGCCGUUCAAGAUCCUCCGCGGCCACAACCAGGACGUGACCGACCUUGCCUGGAGCCGGGACGGCAAGCGGCUGGUGUCCGGCUCGGUGGACAACAACGUCUUCGUCUGGGACGUGGCCCGCGGCAGCAAGCUGCAGAAGGUGCUGAAGGAGCACAACAGCUACGUGCAGGGUGUCGCCUAUGACCCGCUCAACCGGUACAUUGCCUCGCUGUCCGCCGACCGAAGCAUGCUCGUCUUCAACGUGAACACCGGCAAGACGGUGCACCGAGUGUACAAGCUGACCACCGGGGAGAAGGAGAACAAUAAGGAUAAGGAUAAGGAUAAGGAUAAGGAUAAGGAAGAGGAGGCUGAAAAGGAGAAUGAAGUGAAGAGUGAGGAAGUGAAGGCGCAAGAUGAGCCGGUGGAGGCGCCAGCAGAGACAGCAAAGAAGACAACCACCAGCACCUCAAGCAAGCUCUUCUUUGAUCAGACGCUGACGUCCUUCUGCCGUCGACUGACCUUCAGCCCCGGCGGCGAGCUGCUCUUUGCCCCGUCGGGCAUCAUCGAGACCGGCGGUCCUGAGGAGUACAAGAACACCGUGCACGUCUUUCAGCGAAGCAACCUGAGCAG
Molecule: messenger RNA, 1121 nt
Organism: Rhagoletis zephyria (snowberry fruit fly)
Lineage: Eukaryota; Metazoa; Arthropoda; Insecta; Diptera; Tephritidae
Source: RefSeq, a predicted model, not a curated record